This is a messenger RNA of Punica granatum (pomegranate), 773 nucleotides long. Lineage: Eukaryota; Viridiplantae; Streptophyta; Magnoliopsida; Myrtales; Lythraceae. The record is from RefSeq and is a predicted model, not a curated record.
ACCUCCCUUACUUUGCACAACUACAUCUCGCAUUGCUAGCUCUUACUACUACUUCUAGUUUUUGAUUUCCCCCUUUUGUGAUUGAGAGAAUUUUAGCAAUGGCCUCCUCAAAGGUCAUUCUUCUCCUCGGCCUGGCCUUUGUCGCGGUCGUUCUCAUCUCAUCUGAGGCGGCCGCUGCUCGUGAUCUCGCUGAGACUGACGACUUCGGUGGACAUGGUGGAUACGGACAUGGCGGGGGCAAAGGCUAUGGCGGCGGGCACGGUGGCGGCGGGCACGGUGGCGGCGGGCACGGCGGACACCCUGGCCAUGGUGCAGCGGAGGAAACCGAAGGCUAUGGCGGUGGGCACGGUGGUGGUGGGCACGGUGGCGGUGGGCACGGUGGCGGUGGGCACGGUGGGCACCCUGGCCGCGGUGCAGUGGAGGAAACCGAAGGCUAUGGCGGUGGACACGGUGGCGGUGGGCACGGUGGUGGUGGGCAUGGUGGGCAUGGUGGCGGCGGGCACGGUGGGCACCCUGGCCACGGUGCAGCGGAGGAAACCGAAGCCGGGAACUAAUAAAUAAGUAUGAGACAAAAAUUUCCAGCUCCAUCGAUGAGAAAUCAUAGGAGUGAUGGAAGUUGGUAUUAUGUGCUGUGUGUGUGUGUGACGUAUGUAGUUUCAUGAAGGCGUUUGUAUGGUAAAAUAAGCUCUGUAACGCCAUUGGCAUGCAUGGAGACAGUCUACUGAAGUAAUUAAGGUUUUCAAUAUUAAGCUCUCGUUAGCACUUCCUUUUCU